CCAUCUGUGCCCGCGAAACAUUGGAGACCUCUCUCGCCACUGGAUGCACUGCAGCUUACGGAGUACUAGUAGCUCAGCCAGAGCUCCAGAACAGGCCCGUGAAAUUCACCAGGAGCCGCUGAACAGGAACGCAACGCCCAUCCGACAACCAUGGCUUCUCAGCUGCUCCCUCUAGAACUCAUCGACAAAUGCGUCGGGUCCCGCAUCUGGGUCAUCAUGAAGGGUGACAAAGAGUUUGCCGGCACACUGGUAGGCUUUGACGACUACGUCAACAUGGUCCUGGAAGACGUCACCGAGUUUGACUACUCGGGCAACCACACGAAGCUGAAAAAGAUCUUGCUGAACGGGAACAACAUUUGCAUGUUGAUCCCAGGAGGUGAAGGGCCGACGGGUAUAGCCGCGUCAUGAGGAGGGAGCGAUGGAUUUACGGAUGGGUGGGUGUAUGGGUCUGAAAUUGAUGAGACCACCUAAGAGGUAGAGGGGGGUUGAUCACGGACGUAGCCGAUCGAGUCCGGUUUAAUUGGGAAGAAACCAUACCCGAAACCCACGUCAGCCUGGGUCACCGAGAUGGGGUA
Messenger RNA from Thermothelomyces thermophilus ATCC 42464, 575 nucleotides. RefSeq lists its product as uncharacterized. Gene Ontology annotation, cellular component: U4/U6 x U5 tri-snRNP complex; U6 snRNP; Lsm1-7-Pat1 complex. NCBI's taxonomy places the organism in Eukaryota, Fungi, Ascomycota, Sordariomycetes, Sordariales, Chaetomiaceae. Gene Ontology annotation, molecular function: RNA binding. The coding region runs from base 151 to 408 and encodes 85 amino acids. The transcript has 6 exons. The record is from RefSeq and is a predicted model, not a curated record. Gene Ontology annotation, biological process: mRNA splicing, via spliceosome.